AUUGCAAUUUGUUUGCCAUUAAGAUAUCAUGCCAUAGUGAACAAUAAUAGUAUGGUUUUAGUUUUCCCUGCAAUAUGGGCAUUUAAUUCUUUUUUGGUGGCCUUGAUGGUAUCUUUGAUCACUCGAAUUUCAUUCUGUCAAUCUACUGUGAUACAGAGUUAUUUUUGUGAUCAUGGACCAGUGUAUAGAUUGGCAUGUAAUGACUAUAACAUUAAUAAGUCAGUGGGAUUUGUCAUCACAUCUUCAUUCCUUAUUGCACCAAUGAUCAUUAUAUUCCUGUCAUAUCUGGGCAUUUUUCUUGCUUUAAGCAAAAUUACAACUUGGGAAAGACGUUUAAAAGCUCUGAAGACCUGUGUUUCUCACCUGUUAUUGGUAGGGAUAUAUUUCCUCUCCAUAUGCUUCACAUACCUUGCACAACUCUUGCUUUCUCUCACACCCAAUGCAAGGGUCAUCAGUACAUCUCUGGCAUAUGUUGUACCACCAAUGCUAAAUCCUAUUAUUUAUGUUUUAAACACAGCUGAAAUCAAAAACUUAUUGCGGAAAAUGCUUAGCAACAGAUCUGCACCAAUUAGAGAGAACAUUUCAAAAUGA
Molecule: messenger RNA, 591 nt
Organism: Sinocyclocheilus anshuiensis
Lineage: Eukaryota; Metazoa; Chordata; Actinopteri; Cypriniformes; Cyprinidae
Product: olfactory receptor 1-like
Exons: 1
Biological process (GO): detection of chemical stimulus involved in sensory perception of smell; G protein-coupled receptor signaling pathway
Cellular component (GO): membrane
Molecular function (GO): odorant binding; olfactory receptor activity
Source: RefSeq, a predicted model, not a curated record